AAAAAAAUAGAAAUUGUCACGUGCUUGCCAGGCCAAACGACGAGAGAUGGGAUGCUGCGGAAGCAAGCCUCCAGUGGACAAGGACAACCAAGAUGCAUACAGAGAGCACCACCAGGAGUACCUGUAUAAGGAGCGCGAUCCAUCCGUGAACACGAAGCGACAGCGAGCCGCGGAAGCUGCAGAGCGGCGUGAACAAGACUUUCGUCAAGGUGGGGCUGGCGAAACAAGCAAGACGAAGGCACUUGCUUUGCGACGUGAGAAGGACGAGUUGGUGGGCAAAAUCAUGGAAGUGUAUGUGUCGUUGAAGGAGGACCCACCGAUUGGAUUGAACGCGUGCGAUGUGGACCAGCUCAAGGAUCAUCUUGUGAAGAUCAAGAAGAAGAAGGAAGGGAGACGAAAGGCGUCCGUUUGAGACCUCUCCAUGGCAUCUCCAUCCAGCUGGCUUCUGGACCCUAGCCAUCGCUGUUAAGGGUGCAAUGCAAUAUGGCAUGUAUUAUUAAUCAAUGCUUUGGUAACUUCGAGUGCGCUGCUUGCGAACUUUUCGCGCGACAAACAAUGCUACGACGAGUACCAGCCCAAACACAGUCACCAUGACGAAAGUGUCGGUGCUGGGAGGUCCAAAGCGUCGGUUGGUUGCAUCGAGCGCCAGGGGCUUGUCAUCUCCAGCGUGCGGGUUUUCGUCGUGGGGAUGUCCUUCCACAUCGUUGUUGCGUCGGUUUCCUCGAUGACCGGUCUCACCGCGCCACCGUCCCUGGAGGCGAGGUUGUCCGCCACCAUCGCCGUCUUGGAUACCUUGGUCGCGCUGCUUGUCCUUUCGCCCACCAUUGACUGUGUCGCCUUCGCCUUUCACCUGCUCGUCGCCUUCGUGUUCUAGAUCGUAGUGCGACUUCUUCUUGAUUUUGCUCUCUGCAUUUACACCUGCAGCAUAUUGCGCCCGCACUUCGUGGUCCUUACGCACCCGCUUUUCAAGGUUCAACAAGCGAUCUUCAAUCGCUUGCAGAUCUUCUUCCUUCACGCGACGGAGGGCGCCCCGACGGUUGUCUGCUACGUCGGUCAUCGUGUUUGUCUGAAUGGCAAAUGCGCGACUGGCCUGGCAACCAUCACCUUCCCUGACAGUCCGCCAUGUUGAUCCAACAACUGCAGAAGUUCUAAAAAU
Molecule: messenger RNA, 1156 nt
Organism: Aphanomyces astaci
Lineage: Eukaryota; Oomycota; Saprolegniomycetes; Saprolegniales; Verrucalvaceae
Exons: 2
Coding region: 47-412 (121 amino acids)
Source: RefSeq, a predicted model, not a curated record